AUGUCUAACAAUAACAACUCACCAUUAGCCUACUCCGGUGCUAACGGUUUUUCUUACAGUCAUCACCCAUAUGGUGCUAGAUUGUCUAGACCACAAGGUCCAAUUUUGUUGCAAGAUACCAACUUGAUUGAAUCCAUCAGUCACUUUGACAGAGAAAGAAUUCCAGAAAGAGUUGUCCACGCUAAGGGUGGUGGUGCUAGAUUCGAAUUCGAAUUGACCGAUUCUUUGAGUGACAUUACUUUUGCCGCUCCAUACCAAACUGUUGGUUACAAAUGUCCAGGUAUGAUCCGUGUUUCUACCGUUGGUGGUGAAUCCGGUACUCCAGAUACCGCCAGAGAUCCAAGAGGUUUCUCUUUCAAGUUCUACACUGAAUGGGGUAACCACGAUUGGGUUUUCAACAACACUCCAAUCUUCUUCAUCAGAGAUGGUAACAAGUUCCCACAUUUCAUUCACACCCAAAAGCGUAACCCACAAACUCACUUGAACAACGGUGAAGACUCUAACAUGUUCUGGGAUUACUUAGUUCAAAACCCAGAAUCUAUCCAUCAAAUCACUUAUAUGUUCGGUCCAAGAGGUACUCCAGCUUCCUGGGCUAGUAUGAACGCUUACUCUGGUCACACCUUCAAGAUGAUUAACGAACAAGGUGACUUGACUUAUGUUCAAUUCCAUGUCUUAUCUGACACUGGUUUCGAAACUUUGACCUCUGUUGAAGCUUCUAAAUUAAGUGGUGAAAAACCAGAUUACAACUUUGACAAGUUAUUCAAGCAAUUGAAGAAUGGUGAAAAACUAACCUACUCUUGUUAUGUUCAAACCAUGACUCCAAAACAAGCUGAAGAAUUUAGAUACUCCGUUAACGAUUUGACUAAGGUUUGGCCACAUGCUCAAUUCCCAUUGAGAAAAUUCGGUAAGAUUACUUUGACUGAAAACAUUGACAACUACUUCGCUGAAAUUGAACAAAUUGCUUUCUCUCCAUCUAACACUUGUAUCCCAGGUAUCGAACCAUCUAACGAUAACGUUUUACAAACAAGAUUGUACUCAUACCCAGAUACUCAACGUCACAGAUUAGGUGCUAACUUCACCCAAUUACCAAUCAAUAGACCAAGAAACUUGAAUUUGAACAAUGAAUCUCCAAAUGCUCCAUUCUACGAUGCUCCAAUGAAGUGUCCAUAUGCUGCUACCAACUUCCAAAGAGAUGGUCCAAUGCAAAUGUACAACCAAGGUUCCUUGCCAAACUACAUUUCCAAUCAAGCUAAUGCUAAGAUUCAAUUCAAGGAUUUGACUACUUCUCAAUUGUACGCUAACAAGUUCAAGGGUUUGGUUUUGGAUGUUGAUGAACAAACUUACAUUCAACAACAAGAAGCUGAAAGAACCAGACACGAAAAUGCCAUUGACGCUAAACUAAAUGAUUACUAUACUAUUAACGGUAUCUCUCCAUUAGAUUUCGAACAACCAAGAGCUUUGUACGAAAAGGUCUUUGAUGAUUCUUCCAGAAGAGCUUUCAUCGAAAACGUUGUUGCUCAUGCUUCCAACGCUGGUAACGAUGAAUUGAAAUUGAGAGUUGCUCAAUACUUUGGUUUGUUGAACCAAGACUUGGGUGCCAAGCUAGCUUUGGGUUUGGGUGUCCAAUGGGUCCCAGUUGAUUUGGAAGGUUACGCUAAUGCCAUCGGUAUUUCUUCUCCAUUCUAA
Vanderwaltozyma polyspora DSM 70294 is the source of this 1686-nucleotide messenger RNA. It is a transcript of the gene CTT1, whose product is annotated as catalase T. The coding region runs from base 1 to 1686 and encodes 561 amino acids. The transcript has a single exon. Gene Ontology annotation, molecular function: heme binding; catalase activity. The record is from RefSeq and is a predicted model, not a curated record. Gene Ontology annotation, biological process: hydrogen peroxide catabolic process; response to hydrogen peroxide. NCBI's taxonomy places the organism in Eukaryota, Fungi, Ascomycota, Saccharomycetes, Saccharomycetales, Saccharomycetaceae. Gene Ontology annotation, cellular component: cytoplasm; mitochondrion; peroxisome.